Clarias gariepinus (North African catfish) is the source of this 312-nucleotide messenger RNA. RefSeq names its product trypsin-2-like. The coding region runs from base 1 to 312 and encodes 103 amino acids. Gene Ontology annotation, biological process: proteolysis. The transcript is spliced from 3 exons. Gene Ontology annotation, molecular function: serine-type endopeptidase activity. NCBI's taxonomy places the organism in Eukaryota, Metazoa, Chordata, Actinopteri, Siluriformes, Clariidae. The record is from RefSeq and is a predicted model, not a curated record.
AUGGAAUCUCUGAUUCUGGUUUUCUCUUCUGACAAGAAUAUUAGAGGAUAUGAGGAGUGCACACCCUAUUCCCAACCAUGGCAAGCAUCUCUGAAUCUCGGUUAUCACUUCUGUGGUGGUUUCCUGAUCAGCGAAUACUGGGUUGUGUCUGUUGCUCAUUGUUAUAUCAUGCUCAUUAAGCUGAGUCAAACAGCUACGUUAAACAACUAUGUGCAGCCUGUUGCACUGCCUAAGAGUUUCCCUCCAGUGGGCACCUGGUGCACAUCCUGGGAGAAGCAUUGUUCCCCUGUGAGUACAGACUUAGUUCAGUAA